GCGUGAGAGCUUUGACAUGGCCAACAAUGUCAUCCUUUACCACGACACGGACCCGGACACGGCACAGUCACUGAAGGACAUGGUGGCACAGAAGAACACAGUAAGUAUCAAAUCAGUGACUUUAUUUUCCUUUUUCUGCAAGGUUAAUGUCACACAGGUGGUGUCAUGGCAACCUAGUUUUUUUUUUGUUUUUUUGUUUUUUUAAAGCGGGAGGAAAGAAAACGUCUUCAGUCUUUCAUGCUGUCACCAUCAUUCCAUUCUGCAUGUUCGUUCUGCUUUUGCUAAGCAGGUUGGUAAAUCAAGGUCUUUGCUAAGGAGAAGAGCAGAAACCAAAGCGGAGAGCUGCAGUUUCUUCCCUGCCUGAUGUGCUCUUCCGUUCUGCGACAUCGAGCAGUAUAGCAGCGUUAACCUCCAGACGCACGAGCGUCGAGACAUUACGGCUUCUACUUUCUGUCCCUCUGUUUCAAAUAAUUAAUUCCAGACUGAACCAUAUAACGUGAUCAGUUAAACACGAUCAGAGAAACAGCUCGCCAUCAGACUAGUGCCAGACUGAAUCCAUGGAGGAAAACAAAGUAGUCACAUGAGAUUCAGGAUGGUAUUUAACCCGGCUGCUGUCUUGGCUCCUUUAUGGGUGUUGGGCAGGGGGGGAAUACUGUCUUGUGCUGUUGGUGUGUGGCUAUUCCUGGAGCUUUCUUGUCACCAGCAUGCUGUAUGCUCUGGUGUUUUGUUGCUCUGUGCCAGUCCCCUAAAAUAGCCUUCAGGGCUAAAGCAGCAUGUGUACAACACAGAGGGCAUACAUUCCUCUUGGUCCUUCACCCAUAUUGUUAGUACAUUUUUAAUCUGGCCCCCAGAGCCUGGAUGACCACUGUGCCUCUUCCCAAAGGCCUUCGUCUUCUGGAUGCCUGCCUUCGUGCCAACAGAACCGUUGGUGUGAGGUGUUUUAGCACAGAUGAAGGAGAAACUGGCUGUCUGAUACCAGAGGCCUUACUGUGUAGCCACUGCCUUUAAAUAGAACCUCUUACAAUACCAUUUGCUUCCUGAAGCAGAGGGCUCGACCUUGAGCAAGCUCCCCAAUGCGGCAGAACAGUUAAGAGAACAAGGUGUUUGUUUCAUGGUCUUUGGCUUGUUAAAGCACUCUUAUGCUUCUUUUCCCCAUUUCCUUCUCUCUGGGUUUGUUGUGGUUUCUCUCUUUGCAUAUUCUGUUUUACCUACAGUCAGUGAUCCUUUAUUUCUCACACAUCUGUCUGCGCAUGUCUGUCUUCUCCUUCUCCUCUCUCUCUCUCGUUUUGCUUUGAGUAGAACCAAAGGUCGGUUACCGUAGGCUUUCCAUGGGUGCAGUUGCCUCCAGAGUAUCGGGGCUCCGGCCUGAGGAAUAAAGUAGGUAGCACCCCUCUGCGGUGCAUGCUGGCCCACCUGCGCCAUGGCCAGACUUUGUGGCAGGCAUGAGCAGUGAGAAAUGGUGCUUCACCUUUUAAGCUCUGCCCCGCUCAGCCUCCCCCACAUCCACACGUGCAGAGGUGCAUGAUGCACAUGAACAGGAUGCUCAAUCAGGAUGAGGAGAAAAAUAAUGGUCCAGAGUAAAGGUUUACAUUUCAAUCACUUAUGGAUUGAAGUAUUGUUGAUUUAUUUUAUUUAUUUAUUUAUUUAUUUAUUUAUUUUUUUAAUAAUUCUAUUAAUUGUCAGUAUAAUUUAUUAUUAAAACUAUUAUUCUGUACAGGGACUUGGAGAGCUUUUUAUAGCUCUCAUAUCAAGGGCACAUUUUACUACAAGGAUUUAAGUUCUUAACAAGAUCACAGAGGGCUUUGGAUGCAGUCAGGAUGGUUGCCCAAGCUGCCAUGUCAGCUACUGUAUCAGAGCUACCAUAUGUGAGCUGCUUCUGUGUUAUAGAGGGGAUGUGUGCCUAUUGCUGUGAAAUCCUGAGAUAGUACUUGUAAACACAUUAACAUGGUGUCUGUCUGGCUGCCAGGGUAUAGGAGAGGAUCAUUCACAGAUGGAGAUGCCUGCCAGAAGGCACUAGCACUAUCAAGGAAAUGGGAGACAGCACUUGGCUCCUUUAUGAUAUCUAGCAUAGUCUAAUUUGCCUCCAGUGGGAACUACUACUUCAUCCCCUACGUCAUGACGCCCAACCAUGAGUACAUCUGCUGUGAGAACGUGGCCCAGCGGCGGGCGUCCGAGUACAUGCAGCCCAGCUGGGACAACCUGCUGGGGCCCCUGUGCGUGCCACUGGUGGACCGCUUCGUCAGUCUGCUCAAAGACAUCCACGUCACGUCCUGUGCCUCAUUCAAAGACACUCUGCUGAACGACAUCCGAAAGGCCAGAGACAAGUAUCAGGGCGAAGAGCUGGCCAAGGAGCUGUCUCGAAUCAAGCUCCGCAUUGACAACACCGAGGUUCUCACUCAGGAUAUUGUCAUGAAUCUGCUCUUCUCUUAUAGGGACAUACAGGAUUACGAUGCCAUGGUGAAGUUGGUACAGACCCUUGAGAUGUUGCCCACCUGUGAUCUGGCCAAUCAGCCCAUGAUCCAGUUCCACUACGCCUUUGCUCUCAACAGGCGAAACAGCCCUGGCGACAGGGAGCAGGCCCUACGUGUGAUGCUGCAGGUGCUUCAGUCAUGCGAGCACCCUGCUCCGGACAUGUUCUGCCUGUGCGGCCGCAUCUACAAAGAUGUUUUCCUGGACUCCGAUUGCAAGGACACCAAGAGCCGAGACAACGCCAUUCAGUGGUACAGGAAGGGCUUCGAGCUGCAGCCCACCCUUUACUCGGGCAUCAACCUGGCCGUGCUGCUCAUCGUGGCUGGACAGCAGUUCGAGAGCUCCAUAGAACUCAGAAAGAUAGGUGUCAGGCUGAAUAGUCUUCUAGGCCGGAAAGGCAGUCUGGAAAAGAUGAACAACUACUGGGAUGUGGGGCAGUUCUUCACAGUCAGCAUGCUGGCCAACGACAUCCCCAAAGCCGUGCAGGCAGCUGAGAAGCUCUUCAAGCUGAAGCCUCCUAUCUGGUAUUUGCGCUCGGUGGUGCAGAACCUCAAACUAAUUCAGCACUUCAAGAAGCAGAGCACGGAGCAUUCUCCUCAGAGAGAGAGGCUCAACUUCUGGAUGGACAUCAUUGUGGAGGCCACACAAGGGACCACCAAUGGCCUGCGUUUCCCAGUGUUGAUUCUGGAGCCGACCAAAGUGUACCAGCCCUCUUAUGUGUCCAUCAACAGUGAAGCGGAGGAAAAGAAUGUGUCUAUUUGGCACGUGUCCCCUGCUGAAACGAAAGGCAUCCAUGAAUGGAACUUCACAGCAUCAUCUAUCAAAGGAAUCAGCAUCUCCAAAUUUGAUGAGCGCUGCUGUUUCCUGUAUGUGCAUGAUAACUCGGAUGAUUUUCAGAUCUACUUCUCCACUGAAGACCAGUGUGGCAGAUUCUGUUCCAUGGUGAAGGAGGUGAUCACAGAUGGGGCAGGAAAUGCCGUAGAGCUGGAAGGGGAGGGAGACGGCGACACCCUCGAGUACGAGUACGACUACGAUGAGAACGGCGACAGGGUGGUGCUCGGCCGUGGCACAUACGGGGUGGUGUAUGCCGGCAGGGACCUCAGCAACCAGGUGCGCAUCGCCAUCAAAGAGAUCCCCGAGAGGGACAGCAGGUACUCCCAGCCUCUGCACGAGGAGAUAGCCCUGCACAAAUACCUGAAGCACAGAAACAUCGUCCAGUACCUGGGCUCAGUGUCUGAGGAUGGCUACAUCAAGAUCUUUAUGGAACAGGUUCCUGGAGGAAGUCUGUCAGCACUGCUUCGUUCAAAAUGGGGGCCUCUGAAAGAAGCUACCAUCAUCUUCUACACCCGGCAGAUCCUGGAAGGGCUGCGCUACCUGCACGAAAAUCAGAUUGUCCAUCGGGACAUUAAGGGAGACAACGUCUUGGUUAACACCUACAGCGGCGUUCUGAAGAUCUCGGACUUUGGCACAUCAAAGAGGUUGGCCGGAGUUAACCCCUGCACAGAGACCUUCACAGGCACGCUGCAGUACAUGGCUCCCGAGAUCAUUGAUAAGGGGCCCCGGGGUUAUGGGGCCCCAGCGGACAUCUGGUCUCUAGGCUGCACUAUCAUCGAGAUGGCAACAGGCAAGCCCCCAUUCCAUGAGCUAGGGGAGCCCCAGGCAGCCAUGUUCAAGGUAGGGAUGUUUAAGAUCCAUCCUGAGAUCCCCGAAGCACUCUCCCCCGAGGCCAAGUCCUUCAUCCUGCGCUGUUUUGAGCCCGAUCCCAACAAGAGGGCCACAGCCGGUGACCUGCUCAAGGACUUGUUCGUGCGACACAACAUCAAGGGGAAGAAGAACAAGAUUGCCUUCAAGCCCUCCGACUACAUCCGCAGCGUGUCGCUACCGGUGCAGCUGCAGGCAGAGGCUGCAGGGAGCAGCAGCAGUGAGCACGGCUCUGUCUCACCCGACUGCGACUCCAAACACGACGUCUUCUUUGAGAAGAAGAAGCGCUCGGGUUCGGAGACCCUCAUCAAGCCCAGUGCCUCCAGCUUCCUCAGUGUUCCUGAUGAGAGUCCCAUAUCGGAGGACCGCAGCUCUCCGGCCUCAUCGGAGAACAGCGACUCGGGCCUGUUCCUGCUCAAGAAAGACAGCGAGAGGCGGGCCAUCCUCUACAAAGUCCUCAAUGAAGACCAGGACAAGGUCACCUCUAAUCUUCUGGAGAACCACAUCCAGGGCACGGAGGAGCUGAAGCUGUCGGUGGACCAUAUUAAACAGAUCAUCUGCAUCUUGCGGGACUUUAUCCGUUCGCCUGAACGCCGUGUCAUGGCCUCCACCAUCUCCAAGCUCAAGCUGGACCUCGACUUCGACAGCACCUCCAUCAACCAGAUCCAGCUGGUUCUCUUUGGUUUUCAGGACUCUGUGAAUAAAGUGCUCAGGAAUCACCAUAUUAAACCUCACUGGAUGUUUGCAAUGGACAACAUCAUCAGACGGGCUGUGCAGGCUGCAGUCACUAUAUUAAUUCCAGAGCUGCAAACGCAUUUUGGGCCCGCGUCGGAGAGUGAAGGAGCGGAGAAGGACGCAGAUGAGGUGGAUGUGGAGGAGGACACAGAGUUUGGCGGUGCAGAGCCCGUGGCCCCGGAGGAUACAGGCCUCACGUCUGGGGUCAGCACUCUUAGCUCUGUCAUCUCCCACGAUUCCCAGCGCACACCACACCCGCUUGGAGCACAGCUCACCCGCCUCAAACAGGAGACGAGCAGGCUACUGGAGGAACUCCUCCAGAAGGAGAAAGAAUACCAGCAGGUACUGAGGCAGACUCUCCAGCAGAGGGUACAUGAUGUGGAGCUCCUCAGACUCCGAAACCAGCCUGUUGCAGUAGAGACUCCGUCUCCCUCCAUAUUCCAGCUCCCAACUGAGCCUGAACCAGACAAGGAGCUGACGGACUGGCUGAAGCAGCAGGGUGCAGACGUGGAGACCGUAGGCAAGUUUGUAAUGGAGGACUACACACUGAAUGAUGUCCUCAGUGACAUUACCCAAGAGGAUCUGCGAGGCCUGCGGCUACGGGGUGGUGUGCUGUGCCGUAUAUGGAGAGCCAUUCAGCAACACCGUAGCAGAGAACAGAGGAGACCACAGUGCGCCGAGGGGACCUCAGAGGGAUGAGCGAGGCCCGGCCCCUUCCUCUGAACAUCUGCUCGCACACACUUUCCUGCGAGACCCUACCUGUUCCUAGCACAUGUCGUUUUAAGCACCCCUUUGCCUCAUUCAACUGGCUCUCGUGUGCGUAUGUUUGGUGCUUAAUUCGACCCUCCCCCCUCCUCCCUCAGCUCUCUUGGAAUUUUCCACUGAUGACAGAACUGCUGCAUCUUCCACACAGGUGCAAAUGCAAGGUCAUCUCUGGAUAAGCCCCAUUCUCCCUUUGCCUUACCGUUUGUUUUCAUUUUCUGCAGCGGGGAAGAUAAAAACACAGAUAACUGGGCAUGUAAUACCUGAAGUCUGAAUAGCCAUCAUGUUUACAGGCCAGUCAUUCCUCACACACUCACUGAUAAUCUGAAACCCAUCAGACUUGCAUUAAUCCAUGCUUUCUCACCCAAGGGUGAAAAACACAUUUAGAAUUUGUUUCUGGAAAACACCAGACCCUGGAAAACACCAGACCCAGGGUUCCUCUGUAAGAAAGCGACUUUCUUGCAUCAUAACAUGGGUCAUCGCUUGUUCAGAAAAGCAGAGAUGCUGGAGAGCUACUGGGGGCAAUUUAAAGAAAGUCCUUGGUGACUCUAAUUCCUGAGCUAUUUCAACUUUUGUACCUUACUACAUUUGUGUAAAUAUCUAGACAUAACUCUAAAUAUUUAGGUAUAAUUCUGAAUACAGAAAUACACCUGAAUUACUAACUGUAAAUCCAAAUCUAUGAGUUUAAGUGCUGCAAUCUAUAGUUGGCUUACUUUCACUAAUCUGGUCAGUCAUCUGAAAAUGUGAUGAAAGGCACUGGUGCACAUUUUUGUAGAAAUUAAAUGCUUUUAGUAGCUGUUAUCACUACAUAUGCUGUGAUUGGCCAUGAGGUCUAAAGAGCCACUUGCCUGCACAAUGACUUGCGCUUGGAGAGAAGCAGAGAGUGUUUACAUAUGCAGUGACAAUGAGCCUUAGAAAGAAGAAAGAUGAGCUUGCACAUGCUGAGUGUGUUACUUGAAAGUGCCAAACGGUCUACAUCAGGACUGCAUUAUAUAUUCAGGAGUUCUAUAAUAUAUCUAGAGUUUAUAAAUUCAGCUUUUCAUAUGCAUAUCCAUGGUUUGAUUCAGUUUAUUUGAUUACAGUAUUCAGUGUUCAUGUUUCACAUAUUUUUAUGUAAAAUAUUGUGCCUUUUUUUUAAAAGAAAUGUCUAGAUAAAAAUAUCUACAACCCCCUUGGACUGUUCUAGCUAAGCAGCCUCCCUAAAUAAGUUGCUGUUCAGACUGGAAUUAUUUUUGAUAAUUUGAGUCAUACCAUGAGAAACAGUUUGGACUGAUGUAAUAUUUUACUAUGUGCUUUUAGUAAACUCACUGUGAACAGUCUAAUAGUUGGGCAAGAUCAGAUAUAUACAUUUCCAAGCAGUAAUUUUUCAAAUAGUCUGAAGAGCUACGGUGGACACUCUUCUAGAAACAAAUGAGUAUUUGCGUACUACUGGAACCACUCCUAACAUGUUGCAUGGCUUUUGGUACAGCGUGGAAGAGUUACUGACAGUGGUAGUGCAAGAUUAGUACUAUUACUAGAAAAAAAGGUUUUGGUUUUUUUCAUGCACUCCAUGUUUUCUAGGAAACAAAUGCAAGGCAAUAGAGUUACAAAAGACAAUGCAAAGAUCCACUAAUGGCUCAUAACCCAUGUGUGGAAAGGGGAUACAAACCUUUAUCAUAUUCCCCCCAAAUUAUUAGCAUCGGAGUCUAACAAUCCAUUGUUUAUUGUUCAGUCAUCAUUUAGCUGAUUGAUAAUUGGUGACGUGAUGUAAACUAAACUCAAACUAGCCAGACUCAAAUAAUCUGCGUUCAGAUUUUAAAAAUAAAGGUAAUGCUACCUGUAGUCAUGUAAUGCGAUCCUGAUCUCUAGCAACUCAUCUCUGGCUAGGACACUCAGGUAGUGGAGCCAUGUGCUUUAAAUCCUUUUACUCACUCUUUUGGCAUACAGACUUGUUAAUGUCUCCUAUACAACUGAAGCCACCAGCUGAAGACUCAAAUGGAGAACUUGGACCAAAGCACCUGAAGUGCCAGCAUCCAAACUGUUUGCAAUGUUAAUUCCUCAGUAUGUCUUUCCUAUGUUGUGUGUUUUUGGUACAACUUGUGUCCUAUGUUUACUUGAUGGUCAAUGAACUGUAUUUAUGUAGUGUACUGUUUUGUGAAGAUGCUGAUAUUUGAAACACAAAGGUACCUCUCUGCCUUUUAAAUUAUGUGAUUGCCUUUUGGCCAUCAUAAGAUUUUGCCUAAUUCUUUGGUAAUUUCAUAGAAAGCACUGAAAUACAUGGAGAUGUAGCAUCUAAAAUGGAAACAAGCCACUUAUAAACAGAAUUAACCAACCUUUUGAGCACAUAAUAAACUAAAAUUUCACAAA
This is a messenger RNA of Electrophorus electricus (electric eel), 8013 nucleotides long. It is a transcript of the gene map3k15, whose product is annotated as mitogen-activated protein kinase kinase kinase 15. Lineage: Eukaryota; Metazoa; Chordata; Actinopteri; Gymnotiformes; Gymnotidae. The record is from RefSeq and is a predicted model, not a curated record. Gene Ontology annotation, biological process: protein phosphorylation; MAPK cascade; cellular response to stress. Gene Ontology annotation, molecular function: ATP binding; MAP kinase kinase kinase activity.